AUGGCAGUAUCUGUGCAGGUGUGUGGAAGCAAUCACUGUUCUGAACCUCAAAUAUGUUUUCCGAAAUUUGAUGUUUGUUCGGAAGCCAAAGACGCCCUUCAGGUUCACAUGGAUAAAUCACGAACAGGUGGAGAAAAUCCGUCCUCUGUUGUCCCAUUGCUCGUCUUCAGCGAUGAAACAAGUGGGAACACUACGAAGAAGUGGAAUCGGUUGGAGAGUUUCUCUAUGAGCAUGGCAGGCCUUACACGCAAGGAAUUCCGUAAAAUGGAGAAUAUUCAUUUUCUAAGCACUUCCAAUAUUGUUCCAUCAGUUGCACUUGGGAAAUCUAUUGCCCGUGACCUAGAAGAACUAGAAUGUGGUAAAAUGAUGUACGACGCUUUCGUCGAUAGAGAAAUUCUGGUGAAGUGCCCAGUAUUGUGCGUACUGGCGGAUAAUCCACGCGCAUCAGAGUUCGAACAUCACUUGGGUAGCUGCGCAAACAAGUUUUGUAGAAAGUGUAAUGCGACAGCGAAUAAUGCAACGGGCAUACAAGAAAUACGAACAGAUCAAUACGUUCAAGAAAAGAUUCAGGAAAUACAGAAUUGUCCAUCCGAAAAUCAGAAAAAAGACAAAAGAAGUGAGUAUGGAGUAACGGAAAAGGGAGGAGCGUUCGAUAUCCUGAAGAGCUUUCGUGGAAAUAACAAAACCCCUAUUGAAAUAUUACAUACCAUACUUCUUGGACCUGUUAAGUAUAUGCUGUCCGAUACGAUGAAAUCCUUAUCCCAGGGAAGGAAGGAGCAGCUGCAUGCAAAGAUACAAGCACUUGACAUGAGCGCAUUUCCAGCCACAAUACGAGGGAACAUCACGAGGAACUAUGGUUCGUAUGUUGGAAGAGACUUCAAGUUGUGGAUGCAGGUUGCUGUAUUUAUCCUGGAAGAUAUCAUCCCUCAUGAACAACUCUUUGUCUGGGAAUUGUUGAGUGAGAUAUUUGCAUUGGCAUAUUCAAGUGGGUUCGACAAAAGAAAUUCAGAAGGGGCAAAGCAGUUGUUCAAGACAUUUGUAGAUGCAGUGACAAGAAUUUACCCAGAGUUUUUGAAAAAAGCAAAACUCCAUCUUCUUCUUCAUCUUGUUGAUGAUAUUGAAAAUCUGGGGCCUGCAAAUGGAUUCUCAACUGAAAGGUAA
Dendronephthya gigantea is the source of this 1161-nucleotide messenger RNA. RefSeq lists its product as uncharacterized. The record is from RefSeq and is a predicted model, not a curated record. The transcript has 7 exons. Lineage: Eukaryota; Metazoa; Cnidaria; Anthozoa; Malacalcyonacea; Nephtheidae. The coding region runs from base 1 to 1161 and encodes 386 amino acids.